Molecule: messenger RNA, 3152 nt
Organism: Mytilus trossulus (common blue mussel)
Lineage: Eukaryota; Metazoa; Mollusca; Bivalvia; Mytilida; Mytilidae
Product: cell death-inducing p53-target protein 1 homolog
Exons: 8
Coding region: 125-667 (180 amino acids)
Molecular function (GO): zinc ion binding
Source: RefSeq, a predicted model, not a curated record
AUUUUAGGUUUAUAUUUGACCGGAAAUGACUUCAAUUAGUGCGCACGACACAGAUAUUGUUUGUUGACACACCUUUGAGGGGCUAUCUUAUUUACAAUCGUAAAGUAAAAGUGAAUAUUACAAUAUGUCAGGACCACCACCACCCUAUCCAGGAGAAAAAGGUCAAGAAGCUGGAUACCCACCUCAACCUCAAGGUUAUGGACAACCUCCACCACCUCAGGGAUACCCACAAGGAGGAUAUGGUCAGCCGCAGCCAUAUGGACAUCCAGGCUAUGCAGGUGGUUACCCUGCUCAGCCAGGUUAUGGACAACCUCAACAAGGAUAUGGACAGCCUCAACCAGGAUAUGGACCACCUCCUCCACAAGGAUAUGGAGGACAACAGCAACAAGGACAUACCACAGUAGUUGUAGGACAGCCCACCACCACAGUUUUGGUCCAACAGUUCCGUGAAGCUCCAGUUAAUACAUCAUGCCCACAUUGUCAUGCACAAGUUAUAACAGCCACCCAGUAUGAGACUGGUACCUUUGCCUGGAUCAUAUGUCUGGUUUUGUGUAUUGUUGGAUGUUGGCCAUGUUGCCUGAUCCCAUUCUGUGUUGAUGGCUGCAAAGAUGUAACCCAUUCAUGUCCAAAUUGUAAACAGGUUAUCAGUCGCUGGAACAGAAUGUAAAAACAAAGGAUGUAGUCUGCAGUUUCAGGAAGUGGAAAAGUGAAAAUGGUUAAAGGAACGAUUUCAGUAGACAUCAAAAUAUAAUCUUAUCUGUCAUCAUGUGAUUUUCCAAUAUGCAAAUUAAUUUUGGUAUAUUUUAGAUCUUUUGUCUCUGUUCAUUUCCAGUAUUAAAGUAUAACAAAUAGAAGAUCAUCAUACAUUUGUAACCAUUUACACUCUAAGUAAUUGAUUUAGAAUUUUAUUCAAAUUUAUAAAUUGCAAUCGUAGAAAAUAAAUUUGUAUCUACAUUCCAUCAUUUUGAAAGAGUGAUCAACAAGAUUAAUACCAUUAGGCAUCAAAUUAACUAAUUUUAUUAGUUUAAUUUAAUUUUAAUAUAUAUAUAUAAUGGCAUCUAAUUUUAGAAAAGAUCUGUUCGAAAAACAGGCAUUGAAAUUACUCUAAUUUCUUAUUAAGAAAAGAUCUGUUUGAUUAACAGGCAUUGAAAUUACUAUAAUUUCUUAUUUAGAAGAUAUAUUUUUUAAAAUUCUUCAAGCUUUAUUUAUGUGUAAGAGGCUUUUUUAAAAGGUUGUGUUACUAUACAUAAUAAGGUCAUAAUAUUGUGUACAAAUUAUAUUAAAGAGUUCAUAUUAUAGCAGUCAUUAAGGCAAAUUGUUUAUUAAUCUGUGCAGGGACCACACGUUGAAUUUGUAGGCACUAAAUUCAAAAAUGGAUAGAGACUAGAUCUCAGCAUUGUGUAUUUACAUGUGCUUCUGCAAUCAACAAUCUUUCUUUAUGACUGCCGAUACAGUUACAAUCAUAGGGGGUCUCAUUGGGGGGUUCCGAUCCCGGAUCCCACUUACUGUUUUGACAGAGAUUCCCGUAUCCCUCUUACACUAUAUCCGUAAGCAAUUCUCAUUUUUUUGUCAUUUCCUGGGUCCAACUAGACCUCAUUUCCCGUUUUUAUGACACAAUAAUUUGACUUUCACGUGUCAAGCUUACAAAUAACGGCAAUCCCUCAUCACGCUUAGACCCCAAUGAGACCAACAUCAUAUAUUGUAAUAAAAGAGCACAAGCUCCUAUGUCUUGCCUUGCAUUUAUUUUAUCUGUAAAAAAAUGUUGGUUCUUUAUCAAAUUUAUUUAAAUUAGAUCUCUAGAUUUUAUUUUAUGAUUACUUUGAAAAUCUUUUCAAGAUAUUUAAUUAAGAGAUUGAAAGAUUUGUUAUGCAUAUCUAUAUCAUUUGUUUUAUUUCAUUAAUUUUUUAUAAUUCUUUUGUGAUAUGGUUUUUAAAUUUAACCAUUGAGUGUGUUUUUUUUUUUUUAGUUAUAACUGCCUAUUUUAAUAAGUUAAGUUUUCAUUGUGUUGUUCAAGAAUGAUGAAAAUUAUUUUCUGCCAAAUAUUUCAAUUUCAGUCUUAAAAUUCAUGAAAUAAAAACAAAUUAUGAACGAAAGAAAGAAAAUAAAAGUCUCAAUUUUUAGUAUUUUAUAGAAUAAGUAACCAUAGAUUGAAAUAGAAUCUUGAAUUAAGACUGUUAUCCUUGAAACCAUGUGUCAUUCUAUUCUUUUACAUUAAAAAUAACAAGUUUUAUCUAUAGUUCAUAGAUGAUGAUUUUCAUCAAUAUUUUAUUUCAUUAAAUGUACAGAAACAUAUUGUUUAUUAUAAUGCAUUUUAUCAUUUACCCUAAUCCAGGAAAAAAAUAUACUGUGGAUUCAUUUAUUUUUGUGGGUAUCAAAUUUUGUGGAUUGCUGAAAACUUGCAUAUUCGUGGAUAUUGAAAAGAUGAUAUUCAUUGAACAUUUGAUUUUGUGGUUCCACUGUACCCACGAAAUCCAUGAAAAUUGGUAUCCAACAAAUAAUAAUGAAUCCACAGUAUGAUUCUUUUUGAUGAGUGAUGUGCAGUGGAAAGGUAGUUAUGGUUUGAAUAUUUUUUGGAGAACAUCAAGAUUACUAAGGAAUUUGCAAGAUUGUAAGGGGAUUGAGAAAGAACAUCCCCCAUAUUUUUUCUGUAUAAUUUUUCUGUGGAAUAGCUUUAACAUGAUAUCAAAAUCACACUAAAAGUUGUUAUAUUUUAUUAUACAUAUAUUAUACAUAAUUGUUUUAAUCUGUCAGUAAUACUAUACAUGUUUUGUCUUAAAUUUUCUGCAAGCAGUUUUAUUUCUCAACAGGCAAAACAUUUUUUAUGUAGGGUUUUAAGAUCAAAUUUUAAAGCAAAUUUAAGACUCCACUUUCCUGUAUUUUAUCUGAAUUUUUCUAUUUUAAGAAGAUUGUUUAUAUUUUAUUUGAAUUUUUUUUUUCAAAUGAUGAAUAUGUUAAAAUUUAAAGAAUUUAAAAAUCUUAAACUAUAAAUGGUUUUAAAGGUCCACAAUAUUGUUUUUGAAACAAUUGAUAUACAUGUUCAUAAAUUACAUGUUUUGAUGUAUGUUACUAUAUUAUAGAUGUUAUAAGUAGUUGUAUUCUUUGUGAAAAAAAAGAUUUGUUUUAUCAUUAUCAUCAUUAAAAAUACUAUUUGU